UGUCUUCGUUAAGAAGGCAAAUACAGCCAACAUAGCUGUGUUUUACUGCUCAGUCCGAAUUGAACAUUGUCGUUAUAUACAGUAGGCCUACCGUUUUAGGAAGAUCACUGACUGUGGAAACAUCUAGAAAUGUUCAAGAACGAGUAUCAGGGUGGUGCCGUUGUCGAGGUCUUCAGUGCACAAGGAAAAGAUCCAGUGGCAAAAUGGAAAAUUAGUGGUCAGUCAUCAGUAAUUAAGAUGUUUGAUAAAGAAAUUAAAGGAUUUUUGUACAGCCUCGAAGGAAGCAGUCAAACACAUAGGAUGCAGUUACCUAAAGAUGGAAAGACGGCUCUUGGCCUGAUUCAGACGUUCUUGGUCCUGCAGGUGAAUAUUCCUCCUGGUAAAGACUUCUCAACUGAGCUUCUUGUAACAGAUCAACAGCACUUGAAGAGAAGGCUCUACUUGUCCACAAUCCAUAAGGAGUUCUCAGCUACUCCUCUGCAUGCCAGAAUACCGCUUAUCUGCCUCCAACGAAACAUUUGGUGUAACCUGUGCAUUGACCUGGGCUCAUUCACCGCUGAGCUGUUCAAAGGAGCUACGUUCCUGUCUCUGGAUGGCAUUGUCAUUUCAGCCUGCUGUAAGGUCAGGCGCAUCUUUACCAUGAGGACUGAACCUGAAGACCAUGUAGACAAAGAUCCUUUUGACAUAAAACAUUAUUCUACAGAGGAGAUUCCAAGAAGUUGUCAGUUUCCUUCUGAGGUUCCGCACGUUACACAGAUAAUAAGUAUGGAGAGACUGAGACCAGCUGAUCUGAGAAGUGUAUCUAUCAGCUCUGAAACUGAACAGCUGAGCACUGGAAGAGCAGCUCGGAGUCCUAAAACCCAGGACACCUCUCAUAUUGCUUUCGGUUCAAAAGUCACAGGACGCCCUCUCCUCACUACAAAAAAGGCCAGUUUAUUUGCAACUGUGACAGAACACAAACCUAAUUCAGGUAGAAGUGGAAGACUAAAGAUACAAUCACCAACUGAGCAGGCAUCGUCUGAAAAUAUAGGGCGUGGGAGGUCAAAGCAGAUUCCUGGUGCUGGGAAAGAGAAAGUGAUUACAUGUAACCCUGGAGAAAUAGACAGAGAUCAGCCAACAGAUCACCGCAUAGCAGAUCAGACAUGUAGUUCCUAUUCUCCUGAGCCAGUUCCCAGUCCUUCAGUAUGCCAGUCUCCAUUUGAUUCACUCGAUGGUUUGCAAAUUCUUGAGAAGAGAAAUAAUGCUGCCAGAAAAACUUCAACUCCACUUAGUAUGGAUAAAGCUGAAGAAGAUUAUGAAGAGGAGGUUUUUACCUUCUUUUCUUGUCCCCACUUUGCCGAAACGGGUGAAUCUUCCCCCCAGGUUUUUGAUGAUUUAUCUUUUGAUGAAGGAGAAGGAGGGCGAAAAGAGGCAUGUUUGGAGGAUGAUUUCAUUGGGUGUGAGAGUGAAGAGGAUCAGAACUUUUUUGGAUUUCACUCUAAAAGAUUUGUGGCACACACCAGUCCUGCCUCUUCUACGCUGGCUUCUGUUUCCAUUCCCAGAUCUGCCUCUUCACCCAGGCCUUGCCCUGAGCCAGCUAAAGCCUUUACAGUUACACAUACAUCCACCCUGUCUUCCUCAGAGAGGUCCCGAAGGACUGAGAUAGUGUGUGUGGCACCAACCCGCUGUCUCUCACCUAGCACUGCCAAACGGCGGGGCAGACAGGAACACACUGGACCCGAGCGAAACAGCCCUGAUGGAGAUAUGAGGAUAUCCAUUAAUAGAACAUCUGUUCGAGAAAUUCCCCCUGAGGAUGUGAAGCUCCACAAGGUGAGGGAGAGCAUGAGGAGAAUGCCCGUGGGCUCUAGCACAUGUGAUUUAUCUAAGAGGGCAGAGCAGGAGGAGGAUGAAGAAGAGCUACGGAUGUUAGCUAGCCUAAAAAGACAGCAAGAAGAAGAGGAGGUUGAGAUCGGUAACUCAGGUCUCAGCGCUUCACAGGUCCAGCACUGCAAUGUCAGCCUGAGUAUGAGCAGUGAUGACACUUCUACAUGGACCCAGUGUAUCCCUCUAGCAUCUGAACAGGGUCAGUAUUACCAAAAAGAAAUGAAUCCACUUCUCCACUCUAAUCCCAGGGAAUGGAUGGAUGUUUUGAGCCCUCCUAUAAUUAAUCCCAGGCAACAUCAGAAUGAGAGCAAAAAAAAACACAGCAACAUGUCCACCGAAGGCUUGGGGGCAGAAGAGAGCCACAACGAAGAUAAGUUUCUCAGUCUGCUCUAUGAUUCAUGUCUAAACUGCUAUUUUGAUCCUCAGACUGGGAAGUACUAUGAGAUGAUCUAAGUUUGAUGAAAACAAGAAGACUGAUUCAUACAGCAUGACAAAACGGUAUAUUUCGAAUAUUAUAUAAU
This is a messenger RNA of Clarias gariepinus (North African catfish), 2384 nucleotides long. It is a transcript of the gene cfap20dc, whose product is annotated as CFAP20 domain containing. The transcript is spliced from 17 exons. Lineage: Eukaryota; Metazoa; Chordata; Actinopteri; Siluriformes; Clariidae. The coding region runs from base 130 to 2316 and encodes 728 amino acids. The record is from RefSeq and is a predicted model, not a curated record.